Galeopterus variegatus (Sunda flying lemur) is the source of this 1068-nucleotide messenger RNA. Its product is annotated as high mobility group protein B2-like. Gene Ontology annotation, biological process: regulation of transcription by RNA polymerase II. Gene Ontology annotation, molecular function: DNA binding, bending. Lineage: Eukaryota; Metazoa; Chordata; Mammalia; Dermoptera; Cynocephalidae. The record is from RefSeq and is a predicted model, not a curated record.
AUGACUACUAAUAAGCCAUCUACCUCUGACUCUAUAGCAACUAAAAAUGGGUUGGGAAAGUGCUUUGAAAAUCAGGCCGCCGCCGCCUUCUCCCCGGAGCGACUCGGCCUCCGGCAGCCUCCCCUCGAUCUCUCGGCGGACUCCGAGAGCGGUCUUUCCCGGCCAGCGGGCUCCCAGGUGCGCAACAAUCAAGGCGCCGCCCCGGCCUCUCCAACCCGCAGGAGCCGCAGCACCCGCGGGGCGCCCCGAACCGCGUCUGCAGGCGCCAGGCUGCGGCGCAUCGUCCUCCCCACCCGUUUCAUCAUGUCCGCGCGGGCCAACCCGCGCGCGGGGCGGAGCCGGGCGGGGGCCGGGGGCGGAGGGACAGAGAGCCGGCAGCAGCGAUUACCUUUCCGACUCCUCGACGUGGGAGGGUACCUGUUUAAAGAUCGCCUCCGAGGUCUGGCCAGGUGCCCCAUUGGUAAAGGAGAUCCCAACAAGCCGAGGGGCAAAAUGUCCUCGUAUGCCUUCUUCGUGCAGACCUGCUGGGAAGAGCACAAGAAGAAACACCCAGACUCUUCUGUCAAUUUUGCCGAAUUCUCCAAGAAAUGUCCAGAGAGAUGGAGGACCAUGCUCACAAAGGAAAAGUCGAAUUUUGAAGAUAUGGCUAAAAGUGACAAAGCUUGGUAUGACAGGGAGAUGAAAAAUUACGUUCCCCCCAGAGGUGAUAAGAAAGGAAAGAAAAAAGAUCCCAAUGCUCCUAAAAGGCCACCAUCUGCCUUCUUCCUGUUCUCUGAACAUCGCCUAAAGAUCAAAAGUGAACACCCAGGCCUAUCCAUUGGGGAUACUGCAAAAAAAUUGGGUGAAAUGUGGUCUGAACAGUCAGCGAAAGAUAAACAACCAUAUGAACAGAAAGCAGCUAAACGAAAGGAGAAAUAUGAAAAGGAUAUUGCUGCAUACCGUGCCAAGGGCAAAAGUGAAGCAGGAAAGAUGGGUCUUGGCAGGCCAACAGGCUCAAAGAAGAAGAAUGAACCAAAAGAUGAGGAGGAGGAGGGGGAAGAAGAUGAAGAAGUUGAAGAUGAAGAAUAA